UCGACCUUUCCACAAUCACUCGCUCUCUUCUUCUUCCUCGAUAUCAAAAUACCGACUGUAAUUAUUCUCGGGGAGGAAGAGGAGGAAUUGCCAAGAUGCCGUCCUCUCUCGUAACAUCCUUCGUGGCCGCCCUCCAAGCCUCCCUCUCCGUUCUCCUCGUCAUAUCCUACGGCGGCAUCGCAGCGCGCCUCGGCCUUCUAGACGGCAAGAAUGGUAAAGCUAUCAGCAAGAUAUGCGUCAAAAUGUUUCUUCCAGCACUUCUUCUGGUCAAACUCGGCUCUGAAAUGCAUCCCGGCUCCGCACACCGGUAUCUUAUCAUCCUGAUCUGGGCGUUCAUCUGCCAUAUUAUCUCCUUCCUCAUCGGCAUCGGUGCGCACGCAGUUUUCAAAAUGCCAGACUGGAUUACGUGUGCGAUUAUGUUUAACAACACGACGAGUUAUCCGCUGUUGUUAAUACAGAGUCUAGACGAGACGGGCAUUUUAACCGUGUUGAAGGUUCAGGAUGAGAGUACGAAGGAUAUGAUUGAGCGUGCGAAGAGUUAUUUCUUGGUCUUCAGCACUGUGUCGAGUUGUUUGACAUUCGCCGUGGGCCCGCGCCUCAUCGACACCGAGCACGCCCCCGAUACCGAUGAUGAGGAUAAAGGCAUUCCAGAGAGCCAAGAAGAGCCGGAUAACGACCUUGAGAAUGGUGAAGCCAGCACAUCUAACGAGCGCACCGGCCUCCUUAUACCCACCCCCAAGCGUGACCGCCACGCCAGCGUCACCUCUAUAACCUUCUUCCCCUCAAAGCCCAAGUUCACAACGACUCGAAGGCGCCCAAUGUACAUCCCGCUCCCCUCCUGGUCUUCCCUCGGUCUGCGCACGCAGUGGUGGCUGCUAUUCUUCUACGACUUCCUAAACGCGCCGCUGAUCGGGGCGGUCAUAGGCGCCAUCAUCGGAUUGGCGAGCCCACUGCAUCGCGCAUUCUUUAACGAUACGUAUGAUGGCGGCGUGUUCAGCGCGUGGUUAACCGAGAGCUGGAAGAAUGUCGGACAACUCUUCGUCCCUCUCCCACUUAUCGUAGCCGGGAUAUCGCUCUACACCUCCUACCAAGAGUCCAAGAAAUCAGAAAGCGAAGGACAGGCAACGCGCAUCCCCUGGCUCACAACCUCCUUCAUCCUGCUUGUCCGGUUCAUUAUCUGGCCGGCUAUGUCGAUCUCCGUCAUCUAUGCGAUCGUUAAGAAGGAAGGCAGGGGCGGGCUAUUGGGUAGCGAUCCGAUGCUCUGGUUUACGAUGAUGCUUAUGCCGACGGGGCCGCCGGCUAUGAAGCUCAUCACGAUGGUGCAGAUUAGUGAUGCGGGGCCAGAUGAUGAGAGAAGGAUUGCGAAGAUUCUGACGAUUAGUUAUAUGGUUAGUCCGGUGCUGGCGUUUACCGUUGUGGGGGCUUUGAAGGCGAGCCAGGCGGCUAUAUGAGGGGAGGGAUCGCGAAGGUGUUUCGGAAGGAAUUGUUGUAUUGAAGUCGAGCGAUGUGGAUGGAAAGGAUGGAGAGAAU
This is a messenger RNA of Trematosphaeria pertusa, 1530 nucleotides long. RefSeq lists its product as uncharacterized. NCBI's taxonomy places the organism in Eukaryota, Fungi, Ascomycota, Dothideomycetes, Pleosporales, Trematosphaeriaceae. The record is from RefSeq and is a predicted model, not a curated record. Bases 96 to 1451 code for a protein of 451 amino acids. Gene Ontology annotation, cellular component: membrane; endoplasmic reticulum. The transcript has a single exon. Gene Ontology annotation, biological process: transmembrane transport.